Molecule: messenger RNA, 8811 nt
Organism: Artibeus jamaicensis (Jamaican fruit-eating bat)
Lineage: Eukaryota; Metazoa; Chordata; Mammalia; Chiroptera; Phyllostomidae
Gene: ZC3H12C
Product: zinc finger CCCH-type containing 12C
Exons: 6
Coding region: 344-3001 (885 amino acids)
Cellular component (GO): cytoplasmic ribonucleoprotein granule; nucleus
Molecular function (GO): RNA endonuclease activity; metal ion binding; mRNA binding
Source: RefSeq, a predicted model, not a curated record
GCAGCAGGUGCUGGUUUGCCAACGUCGGCUUCAGAAGAGUCAAAGGAGAAGGAAAAGAGGGAAGGGGAGGCGGAAACGGCGUAGCGCCAGCGCCGGCGGCGGCCGCGGGCGGGAGGUGGAGGAGCGAGCAGGCAGGCGGGACGGUCGGGUUUGCUCUUGCCCGCGGGGCAUCGGCGCGGGCGGCGCGCCUGAGCCGGGGCCCCGGCGUGUGGCCCGGCGGGCGGCAUGGGGGUGCAUCCCGCUCUCCCCGCGCCCUAGCGGCGGCCGCGGCGGCCCUGGGCUGAGGCGACAGACGGACGGCCGCUGGAGGGCCACGGGGCUGCCCCGGCUUCCAGGGCGUGUAAUGGCUGCUGAGAAGAGACUGCAAGAAUACGGGGUGCUUUGCAUUCAGGAAUAUAGGAAAAACAGCAAAGUGGAGUCAAGUACACAUAACAGCUUCAUGGGCUUGAAGGAUCAUCUGGGGCAUGACCUAGGCCACCUUCAUGUGGAGAGCACUGACCCGCAUUUAAGUACAUCUGUACCUUGGCCAAUGGUAGAAAAACCAACAAUGGAUAGAGUUAAUUCUGGGAAGGAAGAAAAAGAGGUGUCUGAAGAGAAUGUGAGCUCUGGUGACUCAGAAGAAAGCACAAAUUCUGAUAAUGAGUCAGAGCAACUGAGUAACAUUUCAGUAGAGCCAUGUUUAUUAACCAAGACUCACAGACAGCUAUGUAGGUCUCCCUGCUUAGAGCCGCCUCACAUACUUAAACGCAGUGAAAUUUUACAAGACUUUAAACCCGAAGAGGCCCAGACUAUAUCCAGGGAAGUGAAGAAACCCCCUGAUGCUGUGCGAGAAUACCAAACAAAACUGGAGUUUGCACUUAAGUUAGGCUAUUCUGAAGAACAAGUUCAGCUUGUGCUAAACAAACUUGGUACUGAUGCUUUAAUCAAUGAUAUAUUGGGAGAACUUGUCAAACUUGGAAAUAAAAGUGAGGCCGAACAAACAGUUAGUACAAUUAACAGUAUAAUGCGGGAAACAUCCUCCCUGGAAUCUCAGCGGUCCGAUUCUCCAAUGCAAGAGAUGGUAACAGAUGACGGAGAAAAUCUGAGACCAGUAGUUAUCGAUGGCAGCAAUGUGGCAAUGAGCCAUGGAAACAAAGAAGUAUUUUCCUGCCGAGGAAUAAAAUUGGCAGUGGAUUGGUUUUUGGAAAGAGGCCACAAAGAUAUUACAGUUUUUGUCCCUGCUUGGAGAAAAGAGCAGUCCCGACCCGAUGCUCUCAUUACAGAUCAAGAAAUUCUUCGUAAACUGGAGAAGGAGAAGAUCCUGGUGUUCACACCCUCCCGGCGAGUCCAGGGCAGGCGCGUGGUGUGCUAUGACGACAGGUUCAUUGUGAAGCUGGCUUUCGAGUCGGAUGGAAUAAUUGUGUCCAAUGAUAACUACAGGGAUUUGGCUAAUGAAAAACCAGAAUGGAAGAAGUUCAUAGAUGAGCGAUUAUUAAUGUACUCAUUUGUCAAUGACAAGUUCAUGCCUCCUGAUGACCCCCUUGGCAGACAUGGCCCAAGCCUGGAUAAUUUUCUGAGGAAGAAGCCUAUUGUUCCUGAACACAAAAAGCAGCCUUGUCCAUAUGGAAAGAAAUGCACCUAUGGACACAAGUGCAAAUACUACCAUCCGGAAAGGGGCAGCCAGCCACAGCGGUCAGUGGCUGAUGAGCUUCGUGCCAUGUCAAGAAAUACAGCUGCCAAAACUACAAAUGAAGGAGGACUGGUGAAAAGCAACAGUGUCCCCUGCAGCACUAAGGCUGACAGCACUUCUGAUGGCAAACGAGGUGCUCCAAAGAGGCAGUCAGAUCCCAGUAUUAGGACUCAAGUCUACCAAGACCUAGAGGAAAAGCUUCCCACCAAAAACAAACUGGAAACCAGGUCUGUACCUUCCUUAGUUAGUAUACCAGCUACUUCUACUGCAAAACCCCAAAGCACUACAUCUUUAAGCAAUGGCCUUCCAUCUGGAGUUCAUUUCCCACCUCAGGAUCAAAGACCACAGGGACAAUAUCCUCCAAUGAUGAUGGCAACCAAAAAUCAUGGAACGCCAAUGCCUUAUGAAUCGUAUCCAAAAUGUGACUCACCUGUUGACAUUGGAUAUUAUUCCAUGUUGAAUGCAUAUUCAAAUCUGAGUAUCUCAGGCCCACGAAGUCCUGAAAGGCGUUUUUCCUUAGAUACAGAUUAUAGGAUAAGUUCUGUUGCUUCUGACUGCAGCAGCGAAGGGAGCAUGAGCUGUGGGAGCAGUGACUCCUAUGUGGGGUACAAUGACCGGUCCUAUGUCAGUUCUCCUGACCCGCAACUAGAAGAAAAUUUAAAGUGUCAACACAUGUACCCUCACAGCCGCCUUAAUUCCCAACCCUUCCUGCAGAAUUUCCACGACCCCUUAACCAGAGUGCAAAGUUAUAGUCAUGAAGAACCAAAGUACCAUCACAAGCCUCCUCUUCCGCAUCUGGCCAUGCACCUGCAGCACCCUGCUGUGGGAGCCCGGUCCAGUUGUCCUGGUGAUUACCCUUCUCCGCCAAGUUCAGCACACUGUAAGGCACCACACUUAGGACGGUCCUUAGUGGCCACAAGAAUAGACAGCAUUUCUGACUCUCGGCUGUAUGACAGUUCUCCUUCAAGACAGAGAAAGCCUUACUCCCGUCAGGAAGGGCUGGGAACCUGGGACAGGCAGGGUUACGGGAUUGAGGCGUAUGGCUAUCGGCAGACUUACUCCUUGCCUGAUAACUCCACACAGCCAUGUUAUGAGCAGUUCACCUUCCAGAGCCUACCUGAACAGCAGGAGCCGACGUGGCGAAUACCAUACUGUGGACUGCCGCAAGAUCCCCCAAGGUAUCAAGACAACCGAGAAAAGAUUUAUAUUAACUUGUGCAACAUCUUCCCCCCUGACCUUGUGAGAAUCGUCAUGAAGAGGAACCCUCACGUGACAGAUGCCCAGCAGCUCGCCGCAGCCAUCUUGGUGGAGAAAUCACAGCUGGGUUACUGAAAGAUGAUGCAUCUUUGUGGUGUUUAGUUCUUUGUUCAGCUCAAAUGCUGAGGGAGGUUUGCUACAAUAGCACAUGUGAUCUCCUUCUCAUCAAGGAGGUUAUAUAGUAUCCAUUUAUGUGAAAUACUGUAUCAUGGAAUCUGUAUGUAUAGCCCCACAUAGUGGAAGUAUCACGGGAUUGCUUUACAUUCAAACUUUUUUUUAACAUUUCCUUUUUAAAGCUAUAUCCUUGGCUGGAAAUUUUUCCAGUUUGAUUUAUUAGAUGUAUCUGUGAUCUUUGAUAUUAAUCUUUGGUGCAUCAGGGGUUUAUAUGCAGCACUUUUUAUCCUUAUUUCAUGUUUUAUUAACUUGGUGUUUCUCUAUCAAUUACAAGCAAUUACAGUACCUUCAGAAUGUUGAACAUUUGACUACACCUAGCAAACAAACUAUUUUUUCAAGCCAAGCUUAAUUGGAAUCUUUUACAGCUUUUUAAGUUAUUUUUAUUUGGGGAAAGUGGGCUUCUUUGUGCUAUAAUCAUUAUUUAUAGAAACAAAGAUAUACUACAGCACUGACUUUAUAUUUUAAACAAAUGUAAGUUACCAGUUUAUGUUGAAAUGGGUAACAGUAUAUAUUAGGAUGGUUUAAAAUAUGGCACUUUUCAUUGUUUUAUUUUUAUUUGGAUUUUCUUGUCUGUUGAGUAAUUUAAUAUAGUGGAUUUAAAGGAAAGCAGAUGCAAUCAAUGGAAAAAAUGUUUCCAUUUCUUUUUUUUAUGACUAAGGUAAAAGUCGUAACUGUUAUAGUUUACAGCUUUGUUAUCCAGCCAUGAUGUGCUUCUAGGUGGUAGAAAUGGAGUUGAAUUUCUAGAGUCUCACUGACCUGUAUUUUUUAUGUUUGUCUUUUUGUUUGAGAGCACAACAAUACUGGAUAAAAUAACCUUUUUGCAGUAAUUGCCUGUUCUUAAUGAAUCUAAUUAUUCUCAAUGCAACUUUUAUAUUUAAUACACUCUUUAGCUUUCCUGCUAUUUAUCAAGGCUGGCCUGGGGUGGCUUUAUGUGUUGAGGAUAUGCAACAUGUAUUGGUACUGCACUAUGGAAAUGGUGAUGGAGGAGUUGUAAAUGGUAACUUAAAAUUUUUGUAAGAUACUGUAUAUUUUCCAUUUUCCUAGAGGUAGUUUUAUGGGGGGCCUGUUAUAUUAUUAAGGCCAGACUCUUGCCACAAAUAGUGUAGUUUUAGAUACAGACUAAAGUCUGUUUUAGUAUUAGUAAGGGAUAUUUCUGGUUUCAAAGUCAUGGGUUUUGCUAGAUGCUAAUUCAUUUUCCAGAUAUGGGAAACGGUGGCAGUUAUGCGAUUGAUGUGACUUCCCUGUUGCCUCCCGUUUUUGAAUUUUACUCAGUGUAACGGACUUACAUGGAUCUGUUUCUGUAGACUGCCAAGAUGCCCUGGUUACUCUGAUUAUUCCAUGCGCUACAGUUCGAGGUAAAGCCCUAAAAAACCAGAAAGUACCUUUUACUGUUGAUACAAAUUGUAUCUUUUUAACUACAAGAACUAUUUUGAUUUGUAGAUCUAGUUAAAACACAAAUGUGUAACUGAUUAGACUUUUGGGCAACAUUUUAUCCCUUAUUUAAAUACAAUUUUUAAAGUAAAAUUGAGGUCUAGAAUAAGGUAGAAAAUUAAAGUAACAGUUUAGGUAAAUAAAAGUGUCUGUCCUAGCAUUAUAUAAUAUAUUAAAUAAAUUCAUUGCCAUUUUCUUUCUCCUAAAACUUAUCUAGUGUGAACUUAAAAUAAAGGUAAAAUGCUGCCUGAAAAUUGUGUCCAAGCACCUUUGACGAGGAUAACAUUUUCACUACUUGUGUGACACCGUGUGUUGCAUGAAGUAGGGUUUGGGUAUACCGUAAAUGCUUCUAAAAGGCAUUGUGCACAUUGACAUACCCAAUCAUCUGAACCGUGUUCAGCAAACUUAAUUCAGGAAGGUGGUGUUCUACAUGACUGUUGCUGUUGUUUCUGAAGUGAGUGUGGCGUUGCUCUGUACCUAGAAAUAAUACAGAUGCCACACAAACCAUUCUGAGCGGUGUCUGUCCGAGAGUGACCCCACUCACCUGGGAAACUGUUCUCCUUGAUUUUGUGGGUCACUCUCUGUAGAACAAGCUUAAAUGUAGGGGCAAAACCAGUGCCAAAAAUAGGAAUACAGAUGUGUAGUACCUUUUUUUAGUGUAAAAUCACUUUUAAAUUGUACAUGAAGGUUUUGCUUCCGUUUUCUUAAUUCUGGUAUCAUAAAUGUUUGGAGAUUCUGCCAAACUUUACUAAAUGUAUUUAAAUGAGAUUUUAGGUAGAAUGUAUAUCACACCUUGAAUUUGACGUUUGAACGUUUUUAGCCAACAAUUUGUCAUUGUGACCUGGAUUUCAGACUAUCAGGAGCAGUGUAGCUUCCACCACCUGUCCUGAAGUGAAUAGCUCUGAACUAUCCACUCUGAAAUCCUUCAGUGUAAUUUAAGAUACAGCCAUUUUCUUAUGUCAAGGAAUUUGUACCCCCGUCCCCAUCCUCCACUUUUUUAAAAAGCACUGAUGUUGCUUUCAGAGCUUAAGAAUCAGAUAUUUAGCAGAUUUUGGAUACAGUAAAUUCUUAAUUAUCUAAAGCAAUAAGUAAGAGGAUCUAUCAUUAAAUUAAAUCCAAAGCUGAUUUCAAACCUUUAAUUUAGCUAAACCUUUCACCUUUAUCAUAUCUUUUACCAGACUUGCUAAUAAAUAAGAGAGGUGUGUUAGUAAAUAGUGAAAACUACCAGGAGAAAGGAUUUCAAUUGGAAUAUUUUGCCCCUGAAUAAUUGAGAGUUGACUGUACUUUGCACAGUGAUUAGCCAGUUCAUCGUCUCUGUGUCUUAGUACAGAGGGAAUAGUACCCAAGUGGCCAAAUAUUGGCCCUUAGUAUCACCUCUGUUCUUGCAUGUGAUACAUAAGUUUUCAGUCUCCUUUUUAUGACCUCUGUAUCCUGACAGAGUUUGUCAUUGACUAAACAUUUGAAAAAAAUGCAAACCAGUAUAAAAUAUUAAAUACUGGUAGAAACUAGAACUUUGUGUUUUUAUGAAAAUACAUUUAUAAAAAUGUGUACUAUAAUUAAAAAGGGUGUUUUUAUAUGUAUACCUACAUGCACACAUAUUUGUUAUGAAGUAAUAUUAACAGUGGGAGGGUGUUACGCUUUUGAUGACUAACUUUUCCUUAGUUGAACUGUUUCCUUGAGUUACACAUGCCUGAGUCUGGGUGACCAAUGAUAAGAUUUAGAAAUGCUUGAGUGGAAAGCAACUCUUCACUGGUUUUAUUCCUGAUGUUUUUUAAUAUUUUGAUAAUUUUAAUAGAAUGCAUAAUUUUAAAACACAAAAACCUUAAAGUAGUAUUAAUUAUACAGAUAAUUAUUUAACAUGUCUUUUAUGGAUGUAUCUCUUAUGUAUAUAAACAGUAAUAUAUUUAUUAAGCAAAUAUACUUUAUGUUGUAACUAUUAGUUUGUGAUAGGUGGGAGGGUGGCUCUGGAUAUGUAUAUGUGUGUUUUGAAAACUAUUGAACUGUUUUUCCUGAUUGAAUGUUAUUUACCCUAAGGUAUAUUGGGUUUUGGUUUUGGUUAUUUUUGCAGUCCAACUUCUUUACCCAGUAUAAAAUAAGAUGUACAGUUUACUGGCCAUUGUGUUAGUGAAUGGCUCACCCAUUCUAUUAUCUCCCACAUCCUGGAGCGUUCCAGAGUGACCUGAAAUCAAACACGAUAGAGCCAGAGAGAAUGCUGUCUUCUAAAUACUAUGUGUUCAACAUGGAACUCAGCUAGGAUAUUGAAUUUGUAGGUAUAUACCACCAAAUAAAAUGAAGCAUAAAAUACUUGACCUGUACACAUACAUUAGAACAAGAGAACAAAUGUUUAUUCUAAUGAAACAUACACAUUAUUUCAGAUUGGUCUGAGAAACCCUCUGGGACAAGAAUUGACAAACUUUCUAUAAAGGAUCAGAGAGUAAAUAAUUCAGGCUUUGAGAGUCAUAUAGUUCUAACUAUGGUAAUGAACUACUCACCUCUGCCCCCACCGCAUGAAAUUAGCCACAGACAGUAUGUACAUGAGUUAAUGGGUGUGGCUGUGUGCCAGGAAAACUUUAUUUACAGAAACAGCAGGAAAGACGUGGCCGGGGGCCACAGCUUGCUCACCCCUGCCCUACAGGGAGGAAAACAGACAUUUUAAGCACUCAGUCCCAAUAUAUGUUAAUACAAGAAAUCUUUGUAUUUCAGUUGGCAUUGAAAUUUUUUAUUGAUGACUACAAAGGAAGAUUGUGAGGAUCAUUAAAGCAUCGUAAUUCACUUACAUGUUUUACCUGCUCACAGUCAUUAUUUAUUAGAGAUUUCUUAUGUUUAACCACAAAAAAGCAUUCUGUAAAAAGAUAUUUUCAUAAGUAUUGAAAUUUUUUCAUGAACUUUGUAUUUUUACUAAUAACUAGGAAUCACUUCCCUGCCCUUUGUUUCUUAAAGGCAUCACUGUCCAAAAAUUCUGUUGUAUUUUGAAAAUUAGCAUAUAAUUAGCCACAAAAUACUUUAAAGACUGCAUUUAUCAGUUACAUUUUUCUUCUGUUUUUUGACUUCCAAAAAUGACAGAUGUGUCCUUUAAAAUGGUUUUAAAGAAAAUAAAUACGUUAUAAUUUCACAUGCCGUGGCUUUAUUCUGUGAGGCUAAAACUCGUGACUAGUGAAGUGGCAGCUGAAAUGGGAGCGCAGUCCCUGUGUUGGUGUCUCUGUAAGAAACAAAGCAGAUCCUUGCCUCCACCAUCCAGACCUUCAGUGCAGUUUGUGUAAAUGAUACCUUGGAAUAGUCCAUGUGUAAUUGUAAAUUCAUUGGACGUACACCCUGCGGAGCAUGUUCGCAGUGGUUUAUAAAUUGUUACAUCAGUUGCAUCCUUUCCAUCAGUUUUGAACAUUGCCAUCCACUUAAGUAGUCAUACUUUCGUUUAAAAUUGGAAUACAACUCUAGCUUUUAAUGAUAACUGGUUACUUGAUUUAUUUUUCUUUGAUGCCAUCUGUCCACCUGCUUUUUUACUUCUGUUACAAUAAUACUGUUAUGUGUUAGGAGUGGAUUUUUCUCUGGGGUUCUUAGUCUUUCAGAUUUAAAAACAAAGUUUUGGCCAUUUGGCAGUAAAAAUUAUCUACGCAUAUUUUAAUUUUGUUUUAUAAAAUUUGUAAAGUUUCACUUUCUAAACCAUGUACCAAAUUUGCCAAUUUUCUGACUGGAUUUUUCUGAUAAAUAACAAAUGGUUGUCCGUAAAAGGGUUUGACUCCUUUCCUAAAGCAGCUCUGUCUCAAGGGAAUAAGACAUUGAAGAUACAUAUGUUUAUAUGUGUGUGUGUGUGUGUGUACGCGCAUGUUUGUGUAUACCAUCUCUCUAUAUAUACACACACACACGUGGUAUAUUUUAGAUUUCCUUAGAUUUUUUGAAAUUAUAAAUUUCUCAGCUAAUAAGAAUGCCCACAGACAUGCAGACUUCUGCAAAGACAUGGACAGCAUUGAGAGUGAACUGGGUCACUGAUUUUUGUCUUUUCCUUUCGUUUUUUUCCUCCCAAACUGAAGUUGUAUGCUGAUAGUAGAAUUUCCAAUUUGAUCCUUUACGUAUUUCUUAUAGGAAAAUAAGGAAAGGAAUAUCUUUAGAACAACCAUCUGAUAAACUGAUGUGAUUCUAUUUAUCCUGUGUCUGUUCUGUGUCUUUCUGUAAUGGAAUUUUCACAACUCUAAAAAGCAGUAUUUUAGACCUAACUGGAAAUCGUAUCAAAACAGCUAUGUGAUUCUGCCACUAAGAAAAAACAAUUAAAAAUUCGUAUUUCU